UUUAAUUAUUACCCAGUGUCACAAGUGUGACUCACGGUGAGGAGGGAAGUUAAGGACUCCUCACACAUGUAGGCUCUCAGCUCGACGGAAGCUGAGGCACUGCCACCUCCAGAGGACCAGUGAGGCCCGGCAGCACAACCCUCCCUUUCCCAGCCCAGCGGGCAGCUCACAACGGCUUCUGCAACCCAGGUCAUCUUUAACAAGUGGUUGUGAAGGUGAACUGACCAAUGAGCAGAAAGCAGAAAACUUGGCAUCCAAGGUCACUGGAUUCUGAAGUCCUGGGGACACCAUCUUCUUUUAUUGUUCAAGAAAGAAGUCUUACUGUCACAUACAGGAAAAAAUGUUCUUUUGGAUAUUAGCCAUCCUAAUCCUCUGUGGUUUUCUAUGGAAUUAUAAAGGACAACUAAGGAUUGCAGACAUCACUGAUAAGUACAUUUUCAUUACUGGGUGUGACACAGGAUUUGGAAACUUGGCAGCCAGAACAUUUGAUAAAAAAGGAUUUCAUGUAAUUGCUGCCUGUCUGACUGAAUCAGGAUCAGCAGCUCUAAAGGCAGGAACCUCAGAGCGGCUUCAUGCAGUCCUUCUGGAUGUGACUGACCCGGAGAAUGUCAGGAGGACCGCCCAGUGGGUGAAAAGCCAAGUUGGGGAAAAAGGUCUCUGGGGCCUGAUCAACAAUGCUGGUGUUCUUGGUGUGCUGGCUCCCACUGACUGGCUGACAGUAGAGGAUUACAGAGAACCUAUUGAAGUGAACCUGUUUGGACUCAUCAGUGUGACAUUAAAUAUGCUUCCCUUGGUUAAAAAAGCUCGAGGGAGGAUUGUCAAUGUCUCCAGCAUCGGUGGUCGGCUUGCCUUCGCUGGAGGGGGCUAUGCUCCAUCCAAAUAUGCAGUAGAAGGCUUCAAUGACAGCUUAAGACGGGACAUGAAAGCUUUUGGUGUGCAUGUUUCAUGCAUUGAACCAGGAUUGUUCAAAACAGGAUUGUCAGAUCCAGUAAAGGCCACUGAGAAAAAACUCGCCAUUUGGAAGCAUCUGUCACCAGACAUCAAACAACAAUAUGGAGAAGGUUACAUUGAAAAAAGUCUCAACAAACUGAAAGGCAUUACAUCCUUUGUGAACAUGGACCUGUCCCUGGUGGUGGACUGCAUGGACCACGCACUCACAAGUCUGUUCCCUAAAACCCGUUAUGCUGCUGGAAAAGAUGCCAAGACUUUCUGGAUACCUCUGUCUCACAUGCCAACAGUUCUGCAAGACUUUUUAUUAUUGAAACAGAAAGCAGUGCUGGCUAAUCCUAAAGCAGUGUGACUCCGCUGACUACAAAUGCCUGCCCCCGGCUAUAAGAUUGUCUGGUUUCAAAGGACACAUCUUCUUUUUUGACCUCAUUCCUUAUCUAAUAUAAUCUGGACUCAUUUAGAUUAGGCUUCUGUUGAAGAAUGAAGAUCCCACCUUGAUGUCUCAAGGGCUCCUUCUCAAGCCUUCUAUGAAAAGAAGGUCAGAGAUGGCCCCUGGCCAAUAUUUAGGUUUUGCCUGCUUAGUAUGAUGCAAGGGAAAUUGAAGCUUUCCCAUCCAAAAUGAUCUCCACCACUGGCUACCUCAUGCUCCAAGUCCCUACCACUUAAAUUCCUGAAUGUUAAAUAUUUGACACUAUCAAAAUAUUAAGAGAUAAGUAGAAUACUAUCAUACAUGGAUUAGAUGUGUUAUCUUGCUGAGAACAACA
Messenger RNA from Manis pentadactyla (Chinese pangolin), 1712 nucleotides. RefSeq names its product dehydrogenase/reductase 9 (gene DHRS9). NCBI's taxonomy places the organism in Eukaryota, Metazoa, Chordata, Mammalia, Pholidota, Manidae. The record is from RefSeq and is a predicted model, not a curated record. The transcript has 6 exons. The coding region runs from base 341 to 1300 and encodes 319 amino acids.